This is a messenger RNA of Hyaena hyaena (striped hyena), 1120 nucleotides long. It is a transcript of the gene PARK7, whose product is annotated as Parkinsonism associated deglycase. Gene Ontology annotation, cellular component: nucleus; cytosol. Gene Ontology annotation, molecular function: protein deglycase activity. Lineage: Eukaryota; Metazoa; Chordata; Mammalia; Carnivora; Hyaenidae. The record is from RefSeq and is a predicted model, not a curated record. Gene Ontology annotation, biological process: protein deglycation, glyoxal removal; guanine deglycation, glyoxal removal. Bases 142 to 711 code for a protein of 189 amino acids. The transcript is spliced from 7 exons.
GCUGAGGGCCCGAACCCUGGCGACGUGCGUGCGUGCGUGCGUGUGUGCGCGCGACCCGUUUAGUCCCGUUCUGCUUCUGCUCGGUCGUCCCCGGCGCGGAGUUGGGCAGAGUCGAGUCUUGAACAAAAGUAUAACAUAAAAAUGGCUUCGAAAAGAGCUCUGGUCAUCCUGGCCAAAGGAGCAGAGGAGAUGGAGACAGUCAUUCCUGUCGAUGUCAUGAGGCGAGCCGGAAUUAAAGUCACCAUUGCGGGUCUGGCUGGGAAGGACCCAGUGCAGUGUAGCCGAGAUGUUCUCAUUUGUCCGGAUGCCAGUCUGGAAGAUGCAAAAAAAGAGGGCCCCUACGACGUGGUGGUUCUGCCGGGAGGUAACCUGGGCGCACAGAACUUAUCUGAGUCCGCUGCCGUGAAAGAGAUCCUGAAGGAGCAAGAGAAGAGGAAGGGCCUCAUCGCCGCCAUCUGUGCAGGUCCGACGGCUCUUUUGGCUCAUGAAAUAGGUUUUGGAAGCAAAGUUACGACACACCCGCUUGCUAAAGACAAAAUGAUGAAUGGGAGUCAUUACAGCUACUCCGAGAGCCGCGUGGAGAAGGACGGCCUGAUCCUCACGAGCCGCGGGCCUGGAACCAGCUUCGAGUUUGCUCUCGCGAUCGUCGAGGCGCUGAGCGGCAAGGACGUGGCCGACCAAGUGAGGGCCCCGCUCGUGCUCAAGGAUUAGAGCGGGCGCCUUCGAGAGUGAGCUAGAGAAACAGGCCGUCUGCAGCCAUUCUCCCCGCGCUCACUCUAAGCAGAGGGAGCCGUCAGCGUGCAGAGGAGCCUGGUCCCUGCCCGCGACGCCUGCGCUCGCGUCCCCCCCACCCCAACCUUGACUGUCGAUAGAUGGCAUUUAGCGAACUACUGAUUGUUUGCAUUUAUGUCUGGUUUCCCCUUUGUUGUUUGUGAAAUCAACUCCUUGUGAGCCUCACUCACGGCUGUUAGCUGUUGAUGCAGCCACUGAGGUGAACGAAUAGUGACCGCGUUUGUGACAGCAAGAAGGCAAAGGAUGAAAGCCAAGAUUUAAGAGGCUGUGAUUUCCUCCCAUUUGUUAAUUGCGUAUCAUUAAUGUGCUAUUAAAAGAUACCCCCGAA